GCGCCUGCAUCCUAGCCGUGCUCAGCCUUUACUCUUUCCUACGGUAUCGCUAAAUUUAUCUCACAAACAGAAGGAUCAUACAUAUGCAUAUAUGUAUACAUAUUGCAGACGGAAUGCUGUGAUUAUUGACAUUUGGAUACCUACAUCCAUCACAUCAUGUUGAGGUAUUUCCUCGCACCUACGCGUGAAACGCCGCCAGACACCUUCAUAAGGCUGGGCAACAUCAUCGAACAACCGCGCUUUGCGGAUCAGCCUCUCAAUGAAGUCCCACUCCCAAUCGAUAAAGUCACUGUAAACCCUGAAGCAAGGAGAGCAAAGUUUAGUUUCGGCGAUACCAAAACAACCACCAUUGGCAUUUGGGCUACGUUUCUCAUGCAAAUCCUGGGCGUUGGCGGUGAUGUCAACACACAGAUCUCCAGAGGGACAACGGAGACCUGGGACUGCGACACAAUUAAGACGAUUUCCUUCGAGCCGAGCAUUGCAUACAUCAAGAAAAGUGUCGAAGCCACGGCUGUCAAGCAGUACAUUCAAGAGCGCCGACAUCGGCCAUGGGACACCAAGCUCUACAUGAUCACGGGGAUUAAGAUCGCGUAUGGGGCCAAAGGUACAAUCAGCUAUGCGCGUAGCAAAGGUAUACAUCUGCAUCUUGGUGUUGAUGCUACAUCUUUGGGUGCGCCGAUGCAAGCUGGUCCAGAUAUAGGUGUUGAGAAGGGUCGGAAUGUGACACAGGACAUUGGCGACAAAGGUCCGUUUGUGCUUGCGUUUCGCAUGCAGAAGAUUAAAGUGUCAGGCAAGGGGCAGAUCAGACAUGAAGGCGUCGACGGCGGUAUGCUGGGUGUUGACGACAGCGAUGGUGAGGAUGGAGAAGAGCAAGUGGAGCUUGUGGUUAAUGGGUUGGAGAGUGCGGACGCGGAUGCUGAAGAGUUCGGCAUCAUGACUUCCUGGACAGUAGAGGAACAGGGGGUUGCGGGGAUGAUAUGUUGUGCACUUGCAGAAGACGAUUGACACGGUGCAUUUGUUGGAUUAUCCGUACAGGUGACUGCCUGUUCGGAAGCGGAAGAUGAGGGCGGCGAAAGCACGUGCUUCAAGCUUAUCGAUACUGCGUCUUUAGUCAGUCCAUGGGAACCAAUUGACGGUGCUUUCUACCUGUUCCGCGUUAUCUUUAACUAUGCCACCACGGCCAUCGUGUCUUGCGCAGAUUCCAUCUGCUAUCUAUUGACUGUGAUCACUGCGGCUUGUCGAAACCCAACCGAGGUCGGAAUGUAUGAAUCCGACCUCGAGG
Messenger RNA from Alternaria alternata, 1282 nucleotides. RefSeq lists its product as hypothetical. The transcript has a single exon. NCBI's taxonomy places the organism in Eukaryota, Fungi, Ascomycota, Dothideomycetes, Pleosporales, Pleosporaceae. The coding region runs from base 157 to 1005 and encodes 282 amino acids. The record is from RefSeq and is a predicted model, not a curated record.